Molecule: messenger RNA, 1565 nt
Organism: Vigna unguiculata (cowpea)
Lineage: Eukaryota; Viridiplantae; Streptophyta; Magnoliopsida; Fabales; Fabaceae
Product: mediator of RNA polymerase II transcription subunit 25-like
Biological process (GO): positive regulation of transcription by RNA polymerase II
Cellular component (GO): transcription regulator complex; mediator complex
Source: RefSeq, a predicted model, not a curated record
UCUUCUUCAUUUUCUCUGGUUUUUAGUUCCAGAGAGUUCAAUGGCAAUUAAUAAAUGGUUAAACAUAAUAGUAGACGGAAACUCAGCCUUACGUACUUACUGGCCCAACAUUUUAUCACACUUUCUCGAGAAGAUUCUCAGGUCCUUCUUUGACGACUCAGGAGAAGAGGGAACUAAUGCACAGGUAGCUCUGGUAAUGUACAAUGCCAACUCCAGUGCAGCUGUCCAACAUAUCCAUUGGACAGGAGAGUUGGAUUUUUUCUUAGGUGUGUUAUCAUCAUUAGUCUUCAAUGGAAAUAGUGAAAACCAACACACCAUGGUGCUAGGUCUUGCAGAAGCUCUACUGUUGUUUCCAAAGCCGUCUAAUGUGAUGACAAAAGAAGAAUACUACAAUGGGAGCAGACAUUGUAUUGUUAUAGCAUCUGGGGACCCUGUUCCUAGGAGAAUGUUAGUCUCUGUGCCAGAGAUUGAUAAAGGAAGAAUUUUGGGCACACACUUGAAUACUUUAUAUGUUGAUUUUUGUGAGGUGGCAGAAAUGUUUGGCCCGCUAGCAGUAUCCCUUUCAAUAAUAUCUGCACUGCAACAUCCAAUUUUUGGAGUCAUAUUCAAUAUGGGAAAUAAUGGUUCUCCACUUGCAAACACUCGAAACUCUAACAUUAGAAUUGGCGAGUUGAAUAUUUUAUUGGCAAGAAAUUUUAAGGAGGCACGUGAUGCCCUUCGUGGGAAAAGAAGAGUGACUCCAGCCACAAAAGAGAGUGUAAAAUCAAUGAUGAUGACAAACGAAGAAGUUGCUAACAUGGUUGAUCCAAGGGGAGCUAGCAGCAGUAGGCGUGCACAUCUUCCAUUCCUGGCUGCAGGGUUUGAUCCAUAUGGUAGACCUGUGUUUGGACCAAGCACUGGGGUUCCACCUCCACCCAAAACACCUCAAUUUAAUCCCCAUGAUUUUUGGCCUCCACCACCAUCUUCUACAUAUUCUCAAAACCUGGUGCAAGCAUGGGAGGGAACUUUGUUUGGACAAAUGCACAGGAAUCGCACAAACACUCAGAGAGGAAAGGCCCUCAGAAGAGCAACAUCACUUCCAACACUUACUUACGAGUGGUCGAGUAGGCUAGAGAUAUCCUUCUAUUUACCUCAGAAAAGUAUCGACUAUAUGAUAACGAUUCAUCUUGGACCCAUAGAUUAUGUUUUCUUCGACAUAUUGCAUUUCAACAAUCUGGACUUGUAUGAACAUCUGACAAACAAAAACCUGUGUGCGAAAAUUAAUCUCCCUUCUCAGAUUUUGAUCAUAUCCCCAACCAGCAACAGACACUACUACAUAGGAACAAUCUUCCCUGCGGAUACUACAUUUAUUCAGAAGAUCUGAGUUUGCAAAUGACUUUGAAGAGAAGAUGAACUGCAAUUUGUAGGAGCUGUUGUGGAUUUAAAAGAGAAUUAAAAGGAGAGAUAGAUGAUGCUCCUUUUUUUUUAUCAAAGAUAUAGCAGUUUUUAACAGUUAAGGGACUGUACAUGAGUUUUAUCUUUUAUUGUUUCAGUUUGUUAAGUAAAUUCCUCUGUUCAGAAACUGA